Messenger RNA from Aphanomyces astaci, 719 nucleotides. RefSeq lists its product as hypothetical. The transcript has a single exon. Lineage: Eukaryota; Oomycota; Saprolegniomycetes; Saprolegniales; Verrucalvaceae. The record is from RefSeq and is a predicted model, not a curated record. The coding region runs from base 12 to 680 and encodes 222 amino acids.
GAGCCAGCAACAUGGUCGGCUCAUUCCCGUUCUCACCGCUGGCAUCACCACAUUCCAUGACAAUGUUCGCGCUUGUAGUCCUUGCGGUCGCUUUCGUCUGUGUCGCGACUUCCUCCUCGUCCAUUCAGGCCAAUGCAUACGCAUCUCCCGUCCAGCGUGCGCUCGAUGUGCCAGUCGCGAUGGCCAACGACGUUGCUCGACUCACAACACUCCUCGCGACUCUAUCGCAGCUCCCGUCGGCAUCCGAGCAAGAUCGCGCGAUCCAAGAUGCCAGACCAGUCUUCAUCCGCGUAGACAAGGACAAACUUAUGCAGCUGCUCAAGGACGUGCCAGAAGCCGUGAAGGACCGUGUCGUGGUGGCAUCCCUUCAAGCCAACGAUCCAUCCUCGACGUCCUCCCACGAUCAUGGCUUUGUGGCGGCCAUUUCACCGUACUUUGGAAGUGGCAUGAUCCUCGGUCUCAUCGUGCUAGUCCUCGCGCUAGUCUUCCGCGCAUUCAACCCAUACCGCGCGCUCGCCUCCGAUGCCGCGAUCAUCGCUCAUGUGAUGGACAAACUGCAAGACGAAGACCGCCACGGCUCGUCCCAGGACGCGACGCCCGAUGCGUCCACCCCCACGUCGACCUCUGCAUGUCUCGGCAAACCCCUGCCCAUGCCCACAACUUCCAUUGCUGUCGUCUAACGGUCGAUGGGUAUUUGUUCCAACUUAACUUAUACAAAU